This is a messenger RNA of Entamoeba histolytica HM-1:IMSS, 885 nucleotides long. Its product is annotated as nucleosome assembly protein, putative. Bases 1 to 885 code for a protein of 294 amino acids. Gene Ontology annotation, biological process: nucleosome assembly. The record is from RefSeq and is a predicted model, not a curated record. NCBI's taxonomy places the organism in Eukaryota, Evosea, Mastigamoebida, Endamoebidae. Gene Ontology annotation, molecular function: chromatin binding; histone binding. Gene Ontology annotation, cellular component: nucleus; chromatin. The transcript has a single exon.
AUGGCUAAGGUUAUUCCAGUUGGGUAUAAAAAUUAUUUAAAACGAGUCUCAAGUAAUGUCCAAAAAAAUAUUUUUGCGUUGAAACAAAUACAACAAAAAAUGGACAUGGAAGAAAUGAAAACAAUAGAAACUCGUUUUCAACAAACUCAAAAAUUAUUAUCUCUUGAGAAACCAAUCACAGAUAGGAUUGUCUCUCUUAUUAAUGGAACUACUCAGGCUGAUAAAACAGUUGACUGUUCAUCAAUUAAAGUACGUCCAAAUCCAUCAAAACACUUUAAAGGAAUUCCUGCUUUUUGGCAUAGAAUUUUUAUUAUUGAAAACCUUUCUGAUGAAUCAGAUAUGAAAUGUGAUAAGGAAAUUUUAAGAACUUUAAAGGAUAUUCAAUUAAAUAAUAAUUUAAAAGCUGACACUGAAAAAGGAAUUAUUCUUCACCAAAGAACAAUACAAUUUGAUUUUGAUGAAAACCAAUACAUGAAACCACAAAGUGUUUCUGUUCAAUUAAGCUUUAACAGUAAAAUUGGUUCUAACUCUCAUGAUAGUGCUGAAGUUAAAAUUAUACAACCAUUUGUUUGGAAAGGAGUUAAUCCUUAUGAAAAAAUGGAUGUAAAUGAUUUUACUUUUUUCCUUCCUUUCUUCCUCAAAGAUGACAUUAAAGAGUAUAUGUUGUGGUUUAAUCGUAUUUAUGACAUCAAAAGUUUUAUGGGAUCUUCUUUGUUAACAUUUAAAGAAAGGUUGCAUGAUUUAGAUGCUAAUGAUAAUGUAUCAAUGGAUGAAGAUAGCUAUUAUGACGAAGAAGAUGAUGAACCACGGAAAAGAACAAAAGAUUGCUCACAAGAUUGUCAGCCUAAAAGAAAAGCAACUGACCAAGAAUGCAAACACCAAUAA